AGGUAGGGCAAGUGGCUCAAGGACUGCACAAUUCAUCUACUCCAGUUCAUUUCAGUCUCUCUCUCUGCACAUUACAGUCUGGACAAGAGGACCUUCAGUCUCACUGGCAGUUGUCAUAAAAUAAAAUAGUUAAAUAUAUGAGACAGCAGAGCGAGUUGAAAUCCAACGAGGUUGUUUUGGAGUCGGAUGAGUCCAUGGACCAACAAGAUUUUAGCGAGAUGUCUGGUUAUUCUAUUAACGACGUCAUAUACUCCGAAUGUUCCGCAAUGGAGCAAAUCGACACUUUUAUGAAAAACGUUCAGGUGUUGCUGGAUGCAGCAAAUUACAUUGAAAACCAUGAAAAGAACAAUGGAAAAUGUGAACAUGGAUAUGCCUCAACAUACCCUGCAACUCAGAGCACGCAUCAUCAGAGACAACGGAAAUUCAAGAAUAAAAAAAUUGACAAUAUUCACAACAGGUCAGCACACAAUGAGCUGGAAAAAAACAGACGAGCACAUCUCCGCCUGUGUUUGGAGAGGUUAAAGAUGCUGAUCCCACUGGGACCAGACUGCAGUCGGCACACUACCCUGGGGUUGCUUAACAAGGCCAAGGGUCACAUUAAGAAACUAGAGGAGAUGGACCGGAGGAGCCAGCACCAGCUGGAAAGCCUGGAGCGAGAGCAGAGGCACCUGCAGAGGCAGCUGGCCCACCUGCAGACCCCCGGAGGCAGAGACAGGGACAGGGUCCGUAUGGACAGCCUAGGUUCCCCUUUGGCCUCAGAACACUCUGACUCGGACCAAGAAGAGAUCAAGGUGGACGUGGAAAGCACUGACCUCUCCCAUGGAGAUUUGGACAGUAUCAGCACCAAUGGCUGCAGUGACUUGGAAGACCACAACAGUCGGCAGAGCCUGGCCAGCGACGAGGGCUACUCCACCUGCAGUCUAAAACUGCCCUUUUCCUCCUAAGAACCAGCCUGAAGCUCCUCAUCCACCCUUGUAGUCUAAACUGGGCUUCUAAGAACCAGUCUAAAACUCCACUCCACCUGCAGUCUAUAACUGGUCAUCUACUACGAACCAACCUGAAGUUCAACUCCUUAUGCAGUCUAAAUCUGGACUCACCUCCUAAGAACCAGCCUAAAUCAAGAACCAGCUAAAAGCUAAACCCCACCUACAGUUUGGCAGGACAGAUCUUACCUCAACUGUAAAAUCUUGACUCUGAUGUGUCUGUUACCCGUCUCCUCCUAAAACCAGCACAAAAACUAUAUAAAACCAGCCAGAAACGCACCAGUGACAAGGGCAACUUUUUCCCCCACUUUGGAAACCCCUAGCAGAUGACCAUCUGAGAAAAGAAACAAUUCUUGUCAAUCACCAAGCAAGUUACUAGGGCUUCUCUAUCUCCAAUCCAAACCAUUUUUCUUAUACAGUACCCACAGUUAUACCCCUAAUCUUUGACAAGCCACCAAUGUUAUUCCUACCUUUAUGAUUAAGAAAUGUAUUUAUUUUCCCAAUAUUUAUCAUGCUGUACUGUCUUGGUCACACUUGAAUUAUGAAAUGAAUGGAUAAUAUUAUUUGGAUAUUUUGACAACUGUAAUGUUUGGUUUUAUAUAAGUCUUGUGGUUAUGAACUGAGCGUUGACAAGUUCUUAGACAAAAGCUAGUGCAAUGGUACAUGACACGCUAAAUGUAUCACUCUGGUCUGUUGUGAGAUUGACAUUUAUCCCCGUUGAGAUGUCAAAAUAAUUGUUUGUAUACAUUAGGCAGCUAUGAGAUAUACCGCACUUCAAGGCCCAAGCACAAUUCUGAAGCAAUAACACUUGCCAUUUCAUGUCAACUCUUGAGUUGGCUGUUUUAGGCACACCAUUUUGGCCACCAACACCAAAUUGAAUGUGCUUGUUUUGUAACUUCAAUAGCUUUAAUUACAAAUAGUAAUCAAUAUUAAGAUAAUGGUUUGAACAAAAGUCAUGUUGCAUGUGUAUUGAAUGUAGUUCUCCAUUUUUUUCAUCAUGGGCUUUGGAUUGAUGAACACAUGGCAGAGUUUUUACUUAGUAACUUAUUUGUUGCAUUGUAGCUGAGAAGCAUUCCAAUGUUAAAACCCUGACACUAUAUUCUGAGUAUUUAUGUACAAAAAUCACACUUUCCCCCAAUUGCACUGCAAGACUAUUCCACUAACCAAAUUGGAAAUGUCAUUUUAUGACCAUACCCAUAUUUUUGUGGUACAACUAAAUAGAUUAUCACCACCAACUGUGUCUUAACAUGGCUAAAUUGACUCUUGCACAGGUUUCUUAGUUACAAGUCUUUAUUCAAUGUCAGUGUUGGGUAAUUUGUAAAAUGCACUAUGAAAAAGACUUGUUCUAAGAAAGUGUCUCUUAACACUACUGCGCUAAAUCAGCCAUCAAAGGUGACUUUUACAAAAGAACAUGUUGCUGGCCCCCUGCCACCAUUUUGUGUUUCCUGGUAGUGGUCCCUUAAACUUGAUCAAUAAACUUCUACCACCCCAUGUACUUA
Molecule: messenger RNA, 2482 nt
Organism: Salvelinus fontinalis (brook trout)
Lineage: Eukaryota; Metazoa; Chordata; Actinopteri; Salmoniformes; Salmonidae
Product: max-interacting protein 1-like
Exons: 6
Coding region: 138-944 (268 amino acids)
Biological process (GO): regulation of transcription by RNA polymerase II
Molecular function (GO): RNA polymerase II cis-regulatory region sequence-specific DNA binding; DNA-binding transcription factor activity, RNA polymerase II-specific; protein dimerization activity
Source: RefSeq, a predicted model, not a curated record